AUGUAUGACAAUUUGUUUUCUCAUAUACAAGAAGGAUAUUGUCGGUGUCUGUCAAAUGAUUCUACUUGUUGGCCGAGUGCCUCAAUAUGGCAAACUUUUAAUCAAUCAAUUGAUGGACAACUCAUUUCUUCUCAACCAUCAGCCGCAGUUUGUAAUUCUAAUCCAUCUAAUAUCAAUGCAUGUAAUAUAGCAAGAAAUAAAUGGACAAAUUCGUCUUGGAGAAGUGAUCACGCAGGUGCAAUGCAAGCUGCUAAUUGGGAAAAUAGUUCAUGUUCUAUUUAUUACAAUAGUAUGACAUGUAAUCAAGGCUCUGUACCUAUAUUAGCAGUCAAUGCAACGUUACCUCAACAUGUUCAAAAAACAUUACGAUUAGUGAACACUUAUAAUCUACGUCUUGUCAUAAAAACUACAGGACAUGAUUAUUUAGGUCGAUCAACUGCAAAAGGAGCAUUACUUCUUUGGUUACAUUAUAUGAAACACUUCACUCUACUAGAAAACUACUCGUUAUGUACUGGUAAAAAUAUCUUGAAUGCUAUUCGUGUUGGUGCAGGUGUACAAUGGGGUGAAGUUUAUGCAUGGUUAGCUUUAUAUAAUUUAACUGCCAUUGGUGGAGCAGCAAGUACUGUUAGCGUUAGUGGUGGUUAUCUACAAGGAGGUGGGCAUAGUCCAUUAUCAAGAUGGAAAGGAUUAGCUGCUGAUCAAGUUCUUGAAUUUGAUGUGAUUAUGGCAAAUGGACGUCGCAAAACCGUAAAUAGUUGUCAAAAUGUCGAUUUAUUUUGGGCAUUACGAGGUGGAGGAGGUGGAACUUUUGCAGUUGUACUAUCGGUUGUACUACGUACUUAUUCAUCACCAUCUAUUAUCAGCAGUCUUCAAGUUAUCUAUCCAUCAAAUGAGACUCGUUAUGCUAGUUUUAUUCACGAUUUUGUUGAGUUCUUGCCAACAUUAGCAGAUGCUGGAUGGGCUGGUUAUUUCUAUAUAAGAGAUAAAACAUUUAUCAUUGGGCUUCUAUUACCCAAUGGAGACAGUGAAAUGGCAUAUACAACAAUAGAUCAAUUAUACAAUAAAUAUACUGAUUUCAAUUUCGCACGCUCUUCUUUUAUACAAUUUUCUAGUUUUAAUGAUUUUUUUGUCACAAUUGUGGAACCACAGAAUCCGACAGGCAAGAAUCAGAUACUUGGAUCUCGUCUUAUUCCUGAAGCAAUUGUACGUAAUAAGCCGCAACAAGUUGCUGAUGUGUUUUUUCAACUCAAAGGUGGACAUAUGUCGCUUCUUAUGGGAAAUUUUGUUGCUGGUGGGAAAGUGUCCAGUAAAACACAAAAUAAUAGUGUUAACCCUGCAUGGCGCACUGCUCUUCUCCAUAUGAUCUAUAAUGAGAGAUGGGUUGAUGGAACAUCUGUUGAAGAGCAAGAAAUAAUUGCUAAGACUGUCACAAGAAGCGUAAACAUUCUACAAACAAUCGCAGGAGGUUCACAAUCUGGUGUAUAUAUGAAUGAAGGUGAUCCAAAUGAAAAAUAUUGGCAGCAAAAGUUUUUUGGUACGAUAAAAAACUAUAAUCAAUUAAAAUCAAUUAAAAACAGAGUAGAUCCAAAUGGAAUAUUUGUUUGUAAUAAAUGUGUAGGUAGUGAUGAUUGGUCGGAUGAUUUGAAUUGCCGAAUAUAUUAA
Messenger RNA from Adineta steineri, 1662 nucleotides. The record is from the annotation of a GenBank genome assembly. NCBI's taxonomy places the organism in Eukaryota, Metazoa, Rotifera, Eurotatoria, Adinetida, Adinetidae.